CAAGAUUCAUUUUCUCUUAGAGCUCUGCCAAUUUCACUUUCCAGUUUCAAUUUCUCUGGCCUAAAAUCAAUUGCAGAGGAAAUGAGGCUAAGGAAUCAGGUGAUGCUUCCAUAUAUAGGUCUCUGUGGCAAUUACUUGAGGCAGAGGAGAUUUCUGAAGAGCACAGUAGCCUAAACUGCAGCCUUUCAGAACAGCUGAGAAGUUCACGGCAAUCAUGGGUGAGACCACAAAGAACUCCUUGGAGAGCAGCCUGAGGCAACUAAAAUGCCAUUUCACCUGGAACUUGUUAGAAGGAGAAAAGUCCUUGGAUAAUUUUGAAGACCGAGUGUGUAACCAAAUUGAGUUUCAGAACAGUGAAUUCAAAGCCACGAUGUACAAUAUAUCGGCCUACAUAAAACACCACAGAGGCCAAAACGAGGCAGCCCUGGAGUGCUUACGGCAAGCUGAGGAGUUAAUCCAGCGAGAGCACGCUGACCAAGCAGAAAUCAGAAGUCUGGUCACCUGGGGAAACUAUGCCUGGGUCUAUUAUCACAUGGGCAGACUCUUGGAAGCUCAGAUUUAUGUAGACAAGGUGAAACAAGUGUGCAAGAAGUUUUCCAGCCAUUAUAGAAUUGAAAGACCUGAAAUAGAUUGUGAGGAAGGGUGGUCACGGUUAAAGUGUGGAGGAAACCAAAAUGAAAGGGCAAAAGCAUGUUUUCAGAAGGCUCUGGAAAAGAACCCAAAGAACCCAGAAUUCACCCCUGGAUUGGCAAUUGCGAGCUACCGUCUAGAUAACUGGCCACUGCCUCAGAAUCCCGUUGACUCUCUGAGGCAAGCCAUUUCGCUGAAUCCUGACAACCAGUAUGUUAAAGUCCUCUUGGCUCUUAAACUUCAACAGCUGGGCGAAGAAGGUGAAGGAGAGAGGUUAGUUGAAGAAGCUUUGGAGAAAGCCCCGCAUGCAACAGAUGUGCUUCGCAGUGCAGCAAGGCUGUAUCGAAGCAAAGGUGCCCUGGACAAAGCUAUAGAACUGCUUAGAAAGGCUGUAGAAUGCAUGCCAAACAAUGCCCACCUGCAUUACCAUAUUGGGUGCUGCUAUAGGGCAAAACUCCUCGAAAUACAGAAGGUAGGAGAGAAUGAGGUGUACGGGAAAAGAGAGAAGGUACAGGAACUAAUAAGACGAGCUGUGGAUCAUUUAAAGAAAGCUGAUGAGAUCAAUGGAAAUCUCUCUCAUGCCUGCUCCUAUCUUGCCUGCCUCUAUGCACAAGCAGGGCAGUAUGAGGAAGCAGAGUAUUACUUCCAAAAAGAAUUCAGCAAAGAGCUUACUUCUGUAGCCAAACAAGUGCUCCAUCUGCGAUAUGGCAACUUUCAGCUGUAUCAAAUGAAGUGUGAAGACAAGGCCAUCCUCCAUUUUAUAGAGGGUGUGAAAAUAAACCAGGAGUCCAAGGAGAAAGAAAAGAUGAAAAACAAGCUGGAAAAAAUUGCCCAAACCAGACUGUCUAGAAACAGAGCUGAUUCUGAGGCUUUGCAUCUCUUGGCAUUUCUUCAGGAGGUAAACGGAGAAACGGGACAAGCAGAUGAAAACUCUGAAAGGGAUUUGGACUCUGGAAGCCUCAUGCCUUCAGCAUCUUUAGCUGAGGAAUGAGGAACCUGGACAUGGCGCCCUCAGGGCUACUGCUAGAAGGGAGCUGAAACCCCUCAACCAAGUUCGUAUUCAAAAUAUUUAACAACUGGUGUGUCAUAGGCAUGCACUAAGACACUGGCCACCGUACUAGAUCAGGGUUAUGGAGAAUUCUUCUGGGCCAGGUGUUAACACUUGAAUUGCUCAAGGAGUUCUGGGACAGGCAUUAGGUUGGGGGUAGGUCCUGGGGCUUGGUAAAGGGGCUAUUUUCCAAUGGAAUUCUUGGGAUCGGUUUGCACAGGGACAUUUGCUUAGUCACCCUGCAUAGGGUGAUGCCUGGGGUAUGUUUCUAUGUUGAUAUAAAGCAGCCAGAUUGCUCACACCGGUAGCAAUGUGGUCCAUUUUUACAAUGUUUUUCCAUCCUUGGAGUCGUUUUAGAUCCUGUACAGCUCAGCCCUGCAUAGGCACUAAUGUGCUGCGUCCAUCCAAAGGCUGGAGGAACAAAGCUUAGAGAGGGCUUGGUGUCCCCUCUCUCACUUCUGCCUCCUUCCCCCUUCUCCUCCCCAGGCAAUCCUCAAUCUAGACUCUCCUACAUAACAUGGGUUCAAGUGUCCCAUUAACUGAGGUGGGAACAUAGUUUGAAAAAAAGAGCAGAGAACAGGUCAAAUCUAGAAGGCACAUAUCUAGCAGAAGCAAUGUGGUCCAGGCAACCACAAUAGCAGAGUUUCAGGAGCCACGCAGGGAAAUUUUACCUCCUCUCUGCCCUGCCUGGAAUCAUAAUACAGCAUGUGAAGAACAAAAGAAA
This is a messenger RNA of Equus caballus (horse), 2402 nucleotides long. Its product is annotated as interferon-induced protein with tetratricopeptide repeats 2. Gene Ontology annotation, molecular function: protein binding. Lineage: Eukaryota; Metazoa; Chordata; Mammalia; Perissodactyla; Equidae. Gene Ontology annotation, cellular component: cytosol. The record is from RefSeq and is a predicted model, not a curated record. Gene Ontology annotation, biological process: defense response to virus.